AUGUUUGAAUUGAUCUGGGAAUCUAUCUAUCUAUCUAUCUAUCUAUCUAUCUCAGUAUCUAUCUAUCUAUCUAUCUAUUUAUCUAUCUCAGGCUGUUUAUUUCUAUCUAUAUAUCUAUUUCAAACUGUUGAUAUCUAUCUAUCUCUGAAUCCAAUUGAUCUAUCUAUCUAUCUAUCUAUCUAUCUAUCUAUCUAUCUAUCUCAGACCGUUUAUACCUAUAUAUCUAUCUCUGUUGGUCUGAUCAAAGGUAUCUAUCUAUCUAUCUAUCUAUCUAUCUAUCUAUCUAUCUAUCUCAGGCUGGCUGAGCAUCUGUUCUUCAGGGCUGGGCAUCUGUUCCUCAGGGCUGAGCAUCUGUUCUUCAGGGCUGGGCAUCUGUUCUUCAGGGCUGAGCAGGGCUGGGCAUCUGUUCUUCAGGGCUGGGCAUCAAAAAAUGGGGAUAAUUCUGCUAAAAAAAAUGUUCUUCAGGGCUGA
Acanthosepion pharaonis is the source of this 471-nucleotide messenger RNA. Lineage: Eukaryota; Metazoa; Mollusca; Cephalopoda; Sepiida; Sepiidae. The record is from the annotation of a GenBank genome assembly.